Molecule: messenger RNA, 3649 nt
Organism: Astyanax mexicanus (Mexican tetra)
Lineage: Eukaryota; Metazoa; Chordata; Actinopteri; Characiformes; Acestrorhamphidae
Gene: gpr37l1b
Product: G protein-coupled receptor 37 like 1b
Exons: 2
Coding region: 222-1778 (518 amino acids)
Biological process (GO): adenylate cyclase-inhibiting G protein-coupled receptor signaling pathway; positive regulation of MAPK cascade
Cellular component (GO): plasma membrane; signaling receptor complex
Molecular function (GO): G protein-coupled peptide receptor activity
Source: RefSeq, a predicted model, not a curated record
GCCAUCCAUGGAUGUGCAAAGAGAGCUGAGAGUUUUGGCAAACAGGACUGCAGAACCCAGAGCUUGGCAUGAGGGAUCUCCAGCUUUGGCUGCUUCGGGUCUGCAUUUCUAACUUUACAGGCUCUGUGUGAACUGUGCUGGAGAGGUCUGGAGUGGUCUGGACAGGUCUGCAUCUAUCUUUUAUUGGUUUUACCAUCAUUGGUUUUGGAGAUUGCUUGAGGAUGGAGAAGAUUGGGUUCAGACUGGUUUACUUAGCAAUGCUGGUGGUUGUGGUCCUGGGGGUCUUUGCUUCAGGAGCGAAAAGCAGCAGGAAGAGUGGGAAAUCUCAGUGGACUGAACAAGAAGAUCAAGCACUUCUUCAUUCUCAGAAAAAGACCACCCAUGGCCACGCUGGAGAUGGCAGCGCAAGCAGUCAAGAUGAUUCUCAUGCAGACAUGCAGCAGCAGAAACUACCAGUAGAUCAAAUGGAGGAUCAAGAUGGAGACUCCGUCUACACACCCUCUGAGAAACAUGAAGGAACCGUCCCAACUCCAGCAGCUUCCACAGACCAGUCCAACUCAUCCAGUACCAGUAACAGAGACACUGUCACUAGCACUGAUCACACGCAUACUAAAGACACUAACGUCACUGAACGGGGAAUCACAAGGAUCCACAACCCCCUGUUCCCAGUGACGGACAGCUCCUACAGCGCCUACGGCAUCCUCUUUCUGGCCCUGGUGGUUUUCGCAGUAGGCAUUGUGGGUAAUCUGGCAGUGAUGUGCAUCGUGUGGAAUAACUACUUCAUGAGGAGCGCCUGGAACUACAUCCUGGCCAGCCUGGCCUUCUGGGACUUCCUGGUGCUCUGCUUCUGCCUGCCUGUGGUGGUCUUUAAUGAACUGACCAACAAACGGCUGCUGGGUGAUUUCUCCUGCAGGGUCGUGCCUUACUUAGAGGUGACGUCACUGGGCGUGACCUCCUUCAGCCUGUGCGCUCUGGGCAUUGACCGAUUCCAUGCUGCCACCAGCUCCCUCCCGAAGGCCCGGCGUGUGGAGCGCUGCCAGUCCGUCCUGGCCAAGCUGGCCGUGGUGUGGAUCGGCUCCAUGGUGCUAGCAUCGCCGGAGCUGCUCCUGUGGCAGUUAGACCAGACCACGUCCCCGUCUCUGGGCGUGCAGGUGGACACCUGCACCAUGAGCCCGUACCCCAACCUCCCAGAGUCCAUCUACUCCCUAGUCAUCAACUACCACGACGCUCGUAUGUGGUGGUACUUUGGCUGUUACUUCUGCCUGCCUGUGGUCUUCACCUUGCUGUGCCAGAUGGCCACCUGCCACGUCUCCGGCGGCAGCGGGAGUUCCACCAAGCGCCCUGAGGAACGUUCUCCAUCCAAGAAGCAGAAGCUCCAGCACGCCCAACAGGUGGAGAGGCAGCUUAACUGCACUGUAAUGGCACUGGCUGUGGUGUACGGCGUGUGCGCCCUGCCUGAGAACGUAUGCAAUCUAACUCUGACCUACGCUCCGAUACAGGUGUCUGAGAACAUGAUGUCUCUCCUGGCCCUCAUAAAUCAGUUUUUCCUGUUCUUUAAGUCCUCGGUGACGCCGGUGCUGCUGCUGUGCCUGUGUAAAACUCUCGGCCAAGCGUUUAUGGACUGCUGCUGCUGCUGCUGUGAAGAAUGCCAGCCCAGCAACGCCUCAUCCACCCAAAACGUGGCCGAAGGCAAGCACAAGGGCACCAAUGAGGCGUCCUCCUCCAUUUUCUUCGACAAAGCCAAGGACAGCACCACCAUCUUGUCGAUUGGCAGCUGAGUCAGCUGAGCCUGCUGCCAGUCCUGAGCAAUGAGGUCAUGAGAUGACCCAGAAAGAAUCAUUCCUCACGUCCGCUUGCAUCACACCUGCCAACACACCUGCCAACACACCUGCCUACACACCUGCUUUGUAGCAGCCAUCUUGUUUCUCAGACUCUCUAAAAAUUAUGGAAAUGCACUGAGCUCUUUAGGCCUCAGUAUAGUUCUUGCAGAUACUACAUUUGCUUUGCUUCGGCGAACAAUGUGAACUGCAGAGAAAACGAACAACCACAGAUGUUGCACAGGGCUUCACUCACCAUGUCACCCACAUGGAAGCUGGAUGAACUCUGCGGGAGGAAGGACUGUGUGAUUAAAUCUGUGAUCGAUUGGGAGCGAAGCCGACAGGCAAAUAAAACAGCAGAAAAUAUCAUCUCCUAAGGUUUGCAAAGGUGUGUUCGGCUUAAGGCCGAUUUAUACUUUUGCUUCGAACCUAUGCCGUAGCCUAUGCAACGCCACGUACCCAACACCGUAGCCUAUGCCUAUGCCGUAGCUUGACACACACCUCUGUGAUUGGUCCGCUGGGCCUCGAGUCCCCGCCCACACAUUCCAGCCUUUGAUGUUUAAACUACAGAGUGACGUAGAGCUGCUGAUAUGCGCACGCAGAAGUAUAAACAUUCCCACUCUCGCUGGAUACGUGUAGACUACGUCGUAGGUUCGACGCAGAAGUAUAAAUUGGGCUUUAGUGCUCGCAAAUUUCGUUUCGCAGGAAGUAUCCAGAGGCCUUUAGUUGGUUCUAGAAGUAUCCAUUUCACUGCAUUGGUCUUUCUUAUUGUAGCUUGUAAGUUGCCUGGUGGAUUUCUUUUAAAUUGAAAACAGUGGUUUCCUGAUUUCGGUGGGCAAAAUAUUGUGAUUAAUGUUAUCAGUGUCCUGCACUGCCAUCCCUGAACGUCUAAUACAUUCAUUGCAACUGCUCUCCACAUUUUGACAAUAUGAACAAAAUGAACAAAACAAUAUUUAAAGAACAUUUAUUUUACAGAUUAAUUUGUUUAUAUUAACCUGCAUUAUGAAAACUCUUAUGCAUAAAUUUACAACAAAUAUAUUUUAUCCUAUUGUGAGGGAACCUAUAGUUCACUCUUUAAGGCACUAUCUAGUUGGAUUGCUUUAAAGGCACAGCAUCUGUUUCUAUUGGAAGAGCACGAGUUCACCAGUAUAUAAGCAUUUAUUAAGACACAUUAUUACAUGAUCAUGUUCUUGCUCUAGAGGGUAAAUCUUCAUAAUUCAAAAAAAUGGCACAGCCAAUAGGGUAUUUAGUUUCUUUUUUUGCCGUAAGGUAAAUAUGGGGGCGAUUUCCCCCCUGCCCCACCCCUGAGUCCACCAGUCAUACAGUUCAUUUGUAAAAUGCAUGCUCCCCUAUCAUGCCAUACUGUUACAAAUACCAUAAUGCCGUCUCAUCCUCAGGAGGAUGGUUUUACGUAAUGUUUUAUCAUUAACAUCUUUAUCAUCAGGGUAUCAGGUCAGGCCUGUAUAGACUUUAGCUGUGAUUCAUUCGAUUCAUUCACUGUUGGUCACUUUUCCCUGAUACACUUGUACAAAAAAUGUGAAUUUUUGCUUGUAGUUGAGAGGGUACUGCUGUAUAUUUAGUGAAAAUUUGAAUAGAAUAAAUUAAAAAAAUAAAAUCCAGAUAAUAAGCCAUUUCUUCGGAUAGUAAUAUCUCUUGAAGUCACUUGGGAUUUUUGUGCAAAACUAGUGCUUGUAGAUAAUUGUAACAAAUGCCAGUUUUGUUUGAACAUAACCACUUUGCUCUGAUUUGCUCUUUAUUGUUUUAUCGAAUACUGUAAAUGCACUGAACUGUUUUAAUAGAAUGUAAAUAAAACUGAGGAUUUGGAAGCAAAA